UCGACCUGAGCAAUGCAAAUCACCUAGUAGUUGAGCACAAGCUGCAAGUCGAUCGUGAGCAGCUCUUCCCUGCUCAUCGUCGCCAGCUGGUCCAAGGGAGGAAGAAGAGAUAGAUGGACGACGUCGGCGGUGCUGCUGCUGGUGGUGGCGAUUCAAAGCAGGUCUUGGUUGAAGCAGAUGGGAACACACGCACGCUUAUUUUGAACAGGCCGAACCAGCUGAAUGUACUCUCCUCUGCAAUGAUUAAGGGACUCCUGAACUGUUUCACUGCUUUUGUGAAAGAUGAUGGAGUUAAAUUGUUGAUUAUGAAGGGUUCUGGAAGAGCAUUUUGUGCUGGAGGUGAUGUUGUUGCUGGUGUCCAGUCGAUAAAUAAUGAAGGAUGGAAAUGGGGCGCUGAUUUCUUCCGAGAUCAAUAUUUUUUAAACUACAUAAUUGCAAGAUGUAUCAAACCUCAGGUUUCUCUUCUUACUGGAAUUGUCAUGGGUGGAGGCGCUGGUGUUUCUUUACAUGGAAAAUUUCGAGUUGCCACUAAUAACACGGUUUUUGCAAUGCCAGAAACAUCUCUUGGUCUUUUUCCCGAUGUUGGGGCCUCAUAUUUUUUGGCUCGACUUCCUGGGUUCUAUGGAGAGUAUGUUGCUCUUGUUGGUGCUAGAUUGGAUGGUGCUGAAAUGCUUGCAUGUGGUCUCGCAACUCAUUUUGUCCCUUCAAAUAGAAUGCUUUUGCUGGAAGAAUCCCUUAAAAAGGUGGACACCUCGAAUAGUUUUGUUGUAUGUAGUACUAUCGAUCAAUUUUGUCAACAGCCAUCCCUAAAACAAAAAAGUUCCUUGAAUAGGUUGGAAAUCAUCAACAAAUGCUUUUCUAAAAGAACAGUUGAAGAAAUUAUAUCCUCUCUUGAGGAAGUGGCCUCAAAUUCAGCAAGCAAAUGGGUUGCUCAGACAAUUAAGUAUCUGAAAAAGGCUUCUCCUACUAGUCUGAAAAUCACAUUGAGAUCGAUAAGAGAAGGGAGAACACAAACCGUUGGGGAGUGCUUGCAACGGGAAUAUAGAAUGGUUUGCCAUGUCGUACGUGGUGACUUCAGUCGAGACAUUUUUGAAGGAUGCAGGGCUAUACUAGUAGAUAAAGAUAAAAAUCCAAAGUGGAUGCCUCCAAGGUUGGAACAAGUGCAUGAUGAUGCAGUUGAAGAGUAUUUCUCUAGGGUUGAUGAUCCAGAGUGGGAAGAUUUGGACCUACCUGUCAUGUAUUCAAAUGGAAGAAUUAUGGAGUCCAAGCUUUGAAUGGAGCCUUUAUUGAACAAUUUAAUGGAACCUCAGUUGUGGUUAAAAUAACAACCCAUCCCAUGUUCGAAGAGUCUAUGUACACUGAAUACUAUUGGUAAAAUAAAUCUAAAUAUGUUGUGUAUAUCCACUUAUACCAUAGAAGGUACUCAUUGCUAUUUGUGUUAUAGGGAUAGACAAUAUCGGUUCCUAGCUCGAUCUGGCUUAUUUAGCUCGUGAGCCACCAUAUAAUAUGCUACCACUAUUGGUUAAAUUG
Zea mays is the source of this 1530-nucleotide messenger RNA. Its product is annotated as probable 3-hydroxyisobutyryl-CoA hydrolase 3. Gene Ontology annotation, biological process: L-valine catabolic process. The transcript has 14 exons. NCBI's taxonomy places the organism in Eukaryota, Viridiplantae, Streptophyta, Magnoliopsida, Poales, Poaceae. Bases 114 to 1274 code for a protein of 386 amino acids. Gene Ontology annotation, molecular function: 3-hydroxyisobutyryl-CoA hydrolase activity. The record is from RefSeq and is a predicted model, not a curated record.